Musca domestica (house fly) is the source of this 387-nucleotide messenger RNA. Its product is annotated as sarcotoxin-1C. The coding region runs from base 120 to 311 and encodes 63 amino acids. The transcript has 2 exons. The record is from RefSeq and is a predicted model, not a curated record. Gene Ontology annotation, biological process: defense response to Gram-negative bacterium; antibacterial humoral response; defense response to Gram-positive bacterium. Gene Ontology annotation, cellular component: extracellular region. NCBI's taxonomy places the organism in Eukaryota, Metazoa, Arthropoda, Insecta, Diptera, Muscidae.
UUGAAAAAGUAUAUAAACUAUUGAUUCGGCUUUAUUUAAUAUCAGUCUACAUCCAAAGCAAGUCAUAAAAGCUCAUCUUUGAAAUUCAAUUUGUUUCGAAUUAAAUAUAAAUCAUCAAUAUGCAAUUCAAAAUUUUCGUAUUCAUUGCUUUAGUUUUGACCGUCUUUGUGGCUCAACGUGAAGCAGGUUGGCUGAAAAAAGUUGGCAAGAAAAUUGAACGAGUUGGUCAACAUACCCGCGAUGCCACAAUUCAGGCCAUUGGUGUGGCUCAACAGGCAGCGAAUGUUGCUGCAACAGUGAAGGGAAGAUAAAUAUUUUUACCAAAUUUUUAAAAAAAAGUUCAUCAAUGCUUUUUAUGAUUCAAAAAAAUAAAAUUAAGCAGUUACA